Molecule: messenger RNA, 8169 nt
Organism: Lagopus muta (rock ptarmigan)
Lineage: Eukaryota; Metazoa; Chordata; Aves; Galliformes; Phasianidae
Gene: TTLL5
Product: tubulin tyrosine ligase like 5
Exons: 34
Coding region: 202-4170 (1322 amino acids)
Biological process (GO): microtubule cytoskeleton organization; protein polyglutamylation
Cellular component (GO): cilium
Molecular function (GO): tubulin-glutamic acid ligase activity; tubulin binding
Source: RefSeq, a predicted model, not a curated record
AGGCGCACGCGCAGUGAGGGCGGGGCGGGGCCGGCCGCCGCCGGUUGUUGUAGUAACGGGGAAGCGGCGGGAGUGGCCACCGGAUCGGGCUGCGCCGAUGGGGCUAUGAAGAAGCGGGUAACAGCUGCUGUCAGAUCCCUGGGAUCUGUAGGAGGGAUCUCUGAGGCCGCCGAGCCGGCUGCAUGAGAGCGGCCGGAGGAGAUGCCGGCGGGCGUGGCUCGGGGACUGGAGGAAAGCGGCUCGUCCUCAGAAGAGGAGGAAGAGGAGGAAGAUGCUGGAGACGGGCUGCAGGAUCAUCCGUGCAUCAGGUGGACCGGUGGCGGCUGCAGGCGGAUCCCCAUCUUCGUGUUUCAUGCUGAUGCCAUUCUGACAAACGACAGCUACCUCCGCCUAAUUGGAGAGCGUUAUCACUUGUCCUAUAAGAUUGUGCGAACGGACAGCCGCCUCGUGCGAAGCAUACUGACUGCACAUGGAUUCCAUGAGGUGCACCCUAAUAGCAGCGAUUAUAAUCUCAUGUGGACAGGAUCACACUUGAAGCCCUACCUGCUGCGUUCCCUUACAGAUAUCCAGAAAGUGAAUCAUUUUCCCAGGUCAUAUGAGCUGACACGAAAGGACAGGCUUUACAAGAAUGUCUGUCGUAUGCAGCUGUCCCAUGGAUUCAAGACGUUCCAUAUCUUACCUCAGACCUUUAUCCUCCCAGCAGAGUACCAGGAGUUCUGCAGUACCUACUCUAAGGACAGAGGCCCAUGGAUAGUGAAGCCUGUGGCCUCUUCCAGGGGUCGAGGUGUCUACCUGAUAAACAAUCCAAAUCAGAUUGUUCUGGAAGACAACAUCCUGGUUUCUCGUUACAUCAACAACCCCCUGCUCAUAGAUGGUUUCAAAUUUGAUGUGCGCCUGUAUGUUCUGGUUACAUCCUAUGAUCCACUUGUCAUCUAUCUCUAUGAGGAAGGAUUGGCCAGGUUUGCAACUGUGAGGUAUGACCAGGCAUCGAAGAACAUUAAAAACCAAUUUAUGCAUCUGACUAACUAUAGUGUCAACAAGAAGAGUGGAGAUUAUGUCAGCUGUGAUGAUCCUGAAGUGGAAGAUUAUGGAAAUAAGUGGAGCAUGAGCGCAAUGCUGAGGUACUUAAAACAAGAGGGGAGAGACACUGCAGCACUGAUGGCCAGUGUGGAAGACCUGAUUAUCAAGACGGUAGUAUCUGCUGAGCCGGCCAUUGCUACAGCUUGUAAAACUUUUCUUUCACAUCGUGGCAGCUGCUUUGAGCUGUAUGGAUUUGAUGUCCUUAUUGAUGAUAAUCUCAAGCCCUGGCUGUUGGAAGUGAACCUAUCUCCAUCACUGGCCUGUGAUGCACCUUUGGACCUCAAGAUCAAAGCAAGCAUGCUCUCAGAUAUGUUCACCCUUGUAGGCUUUGUAUGUCAAGAUCCAGGCCAGCGAUCAAGCCGGACUGCUUAUCACUCAUCAGAGUCUGUCAGGAGAAACCCAUACCAGAAGCUGCAGCGUCCUGUGUCUGCACAAUCCCAACCAACAAACACCAGACUGCGUACCCGUCCUCUUUCUGCCAGUGAUGCUGAAAUGAAAAACUUCAUGCCCUCAGGGAGAGAAAAAGCAACAGGAAGGCAAGGAAGCUCUAUGCUGGGUCUCUCCGUGGAAGAGAUAAAAGUUCUUCGUCGAGUGAGAGAUGAGAAUGAACGGAGAGGAGGUUUCAUCCGCAUAUUUCCUACCCCAUUGACAUGGGACCUGUAUGGAUCCUUUUUAGAGUACAAGACAUCAAUGAACUACAUGUUGGCUACACAUCUGUUUCAAGACAGGGGCAAGAUGAAAGGAGACUUUUUCACUGGAAGAUCUCGAGAAGAUCUUAAUGGGAGGCUGGAUAUGAAUCUGGAAGCUGUAGACUCUCAUUCUCUCUUUUAUGAGAGAAAGCUUGUUUCACUGGAGUUAAGGAAGCACCGGCGAUGUCGUACCAAAGCCAGAGCAGCACAAACAAGGUUAUCAGGGACAUCACAACCAACAAAGUUGUCCCUCACGGACACAGAAGGUGAAGAGGAAGAGGGGGCAGCAGAUGAAAAUGAAGAACAAAGUGGAACUCUUGGCUCCCUUUCAAACAGGCAAUUGAAAAGCAAGCCAAAGCUCUCUGACCUGGAGAAAACUUCUAGUAAGGAGAUGUUGACAGAAAAACUUGACAAGAAAACAAGAAAUGAAGGAGGGCCAUUUGUUGAAAAGAUAGACUCAAAGCCUCAGUUUAACUUGCUGCAGAUUCUUAAAAAAAAUGGAAAUCUAAGCAAAGUGCAGGCCCGUAGGGCUUUCUCUGCCUAUCUACAGCAUGUUCAGCUGCGACUGAUGAAGGAUGCUGGUGACCAGUUCCAGAAUGCUGCAUGGGCUGCAAAAGAAGAUGAGCAAAUGGAGCUCGUAGUCCACUUUCUGAAGCGAGCUGCCAGCAAUCUUCAGAAGUCCUUGAGGAUGCUGCUUCCCAGCCGUCAUUUGGGACUAAAUGAUCGUCGUCGUAUCCUGGCUCACCAGUUGGGCGAGUUCAUAAUCUGUUAUAACAAGGAAACAGAACAGAUGAUUCAGAAGCGAUCAAAAAAGAAACAGGAAGAGGAAGAGGAGGGAGUGAAUCCUGAAGGUUUUCAGAACUUUAUUACCAGAGCAAGUGAGAGAGACUUGGAGGAAGUGCUGACAUUUUACACACAAAAAAGUAAGUCAGCAAGUGUCUUCCUAGGAACAAACUCCGGGACCACAAAACCCAGGAACACCAGUAACCAGUCAGAGAAUCAUCCUCAGGGGGACCACCCUGAGGUGAUGAAAAAAAUAAAAGGUGAUCAACCCAAAGGUUCAGUUGCAGAUCUGCCUGUAGAAGGAAGAGUAAGAGAUUGUAAACCCAAAGAAGUGAAAUCAACCUAUCCAGAAAGAUCCACCUUCUCCUUAAAUGCUGAAGUGAAAUUACCUCGGUGCUGCCCUCCUAGUGCUGCUUCCUCUGCUUCUGGUGCCACGUUCCGGAGAAGUACCAGUUCCCAGUUACCAUCUCAACCUGCAGCCUCUGAAAAUCCACAGGUGCCUGGUCACUGUUCAUUGCCGACUCCUCCAAGUGGUCUAAGGAUAAUUCAUUCCUCAUCUUCCCUACCUUUGUCCCAGAGCCAGAGCACAGCCACUGACUGCUCUUCUGUCUUCACAAACCCAGUGUCCAGUGAGGCUUCUAGCCUUGCAGGGUUACAUCGUUGUUCUGGUAGCUACACCAUUGGACCACUCUCAUCUUUUCAGAGAGCUGCUCAGAUCUACAGCCAAAGACUGUCCCGAUCAACCUCUGCAAAAGCAGGUAUGCGCCACCGCAGUCCAAGUGGGCAGCGUGUGAGUUCUGCCAUGAUGAACAAAGGUACAGAAGAUGCUCCUUCCCUGGGCAAACGUUACAGCCCCAGUAUGGUAGCAGCAGAACUGCAGCAGCUGGCAGAAAAACAAGCAGCUUGUCAGUAUUCCCCACCAAGCCACAUCAGUCUCCUUACACAGCAGUUAACAAGCUUGAACUUAGCAAGUGGAGCUGUAGGCAAGGGGAAUGCAGCUGUGCCCCCAGGCUACCGAUCAGUGCUCAACAGAAAAGGGCCAUUGUGGGCUGUUCAGUCAGACACUCUUACAGAUGACAGAAGAUGCAUCUCUUCAGCAGUCAGGGCUCCAGAGAGUGAUCGUUUUGCCUGGGAAGGGGAGGUGGAGAACAAUGUCUACAGCAAAAUGACACGGAGUCCACUGGCACACCCCAACUAUCAGCUGAAUUUAGCCGUGCAGCAACUUCAGCAGCAAAAACUUCAGUCACGACAGCUAUUGGAGCAAAGCCAAGCCCGACACCAGGCUCUCUUUGCCAGCUACUCGCAAUCCAGCACCAGCCAUGUGCCUAUGUCGCCUGGCUCUGGUGCGCACAAGACAUCAAGUGCCACUUCAGGUAUCCAGAAGGCAGCCAGUUUGCACAAAGUGGUGCCAUCCCAGUGUACGCCUUCUCAGCUGGUUCCAAAGCCUCCAGCAAACCACAGGCAGGCUGUGGUCAGAAAAACUGCAGCCCAGAGGAUUUCCAAGUUGACCUCCGUUGAAAGGCAACUUAACGGAUUCCAGAACAGCCUUCGCAGUGCUGCAUCCUGUGAACUGGGGUCGAAUUCUACAGGAAGAAAGUCACAACAAUCUCUUCCAUGAAAAUCCUUCCAGAAAUACCUGCCUGGCUGAGAAGCUCUCAGUGGAUUACUGAAAGGGCUGAGUGGUCUGAUACUCUGUACCUUGCAUCAAACUUUUCCAGUGAUGCCUUUCACCUGUGAACAGCCUUUGGCAACAGCAGUAGUAAUAUUCUGCCAGCAUCUCUCUAUCCAAUCUGUAGUGCCAUCUCUAUGCAGAGAAAGGGUUAUGGAGAAACAGUCAUUUUGUUGUAUCAUAUUUUGGGAACCAGUUGAGCUUAAGAUGGAAGAUGAGGCGAUUCCUACUAUUGUGUUUCCCUUUUCGGGAGGGCAAAGAAUCAGUUAUGAUCAGUUAUUAUGGAUAUUUGGUUUCACAUUUGUUCUUAGCAUUAUCUUUCUAAAGCCAUUGUUAUUCCAUGCACUACAGCAACAUCCUGAAUCACCUUUCUCUCCCCUGCUGACAUCCAUGAUUCCAUAAGGAAGGAUAGGAGGGAAAAAAAAAAAUCUUCUUUCUUCUCUAGCAUAUUUAUUGAAGCUAUCCCAUGUCAGAUAAUAACAGGUAAGCCUGUAUUACCAGACGGAGCAGAAGGAAGAGAAGUAGAGAAAGGCCUUCUCCUUAAGCUGUUUUUUGGUACUCUUUGUAGAAGCAAGGAGCCACUACCUUAUGACCAGCAAUAAACACAUAUUGGUGGGUCUAAAAAAAUAGAUGCACCACAAAUUAUGAACAGGGUGUGCCUGUGUUUGAGCUUAUCCAGAUACCAGAAAACUGUGGAAGUCUCAUUAAUCUCAGCAGAGCAUGAAGCUCUGCCAGAAGCAGCAUUCUCAGUCCUUCUCUGAUGAUGUUAAUGGGGUAAUGGCCAACUCAGCUAUUACUUCUCAGUUAGAGCUGAGGAUAUGUGUUCACUUCUAAUGAUCAGAAAUUACAUUUAUUGUUUAACUUGUGACAACAGCCUGCCUCUUACACCUUCGGUCAACUUUUUGCCUUUCUUUUAUGAAAGAAAGACUUUUAUGAAAGCCUUUUUCCUGUUGCUACUGGUCUCAUGCCACAUCCUCAAGGAAAGGAUCUUCCAAGUUUCAGGUACAUUGGGAAAACAGAAAUUCAAUGAAGAACAGCCUCUAGAAAUUGGCUUCCCUGUUUGAGAACUUGAACUCAGCUGGAAUUUCAGGAGCCUUCACUUCUGACAGACUCAAAGAGAGCUCCUAAGCAGGAUAAGUAAUAACUUCAGGCAGCUGGCAUUUUUGCCUGACUGGAGGCUGAGCUUGUUCUCAGUAGUUAGGUGGUGGCAAACUGCCUGCAUUUCCUUGUGUUGGAAAUGUCAUUCAAAAUCAGGUGUGCAAAGACUAUGGAGAGGUUAUAUAAUGUCUUGGCUACCAGUGUCUCACAUCUGGCCGUUUGGCGUUAAGCUACCUAUAGAGAGGAUGACUUUGCCCAUCCAAAUUGGAUUUUGUUUUAAUCUGGCAUUACUUUAUUGAGGCUAAAAAUAGAAGCCAAAAUGUGUGUGAAUAGGAUAAAAGGAGUGUCUGAAGUUAUGAAAUGAAAUGUGUGGAAGAGCCAGAGAAGAGAAAGCCACAACAAACCAGAGAGUAGGAAACUGAAUAAGGAAAAGCAGAAUGAAAGCUGUCAAGUACAGAAGGGCAUCAGCAGUCAGGGGGAGGAGCCCACCCAGUGUCUUCUAAGUAAUAUGAGGAGGAGAGACCCUCAGAGAGGCUUCCACCACCACAUCUCCAUUUGUCAUUAAGACUGCUCGCUGCUCUUUUACUGUAGAGAGACUUUGCUCAAUUGUAUACAGUUGUGUGCAUCCUGUUUGAGUCAUCCCCCUCAAGUGCUUUAUCAUGCCUGGGAACGGCUGCUUUCCUUCAUCUGCCCAUUUCAGCAAGCCAACUUGAAAUUGUGCCCAAAAGAUGGGGGAGGGAAGGUUGGCCUUCAGUUGCCAGCUGUCCUAGCUUGCUAGUGUCAAUCACCCAAGGAUAUAAAUAAAACCUAUCUAUUUAUUGCCUUUCUUAGAUGUACUGUAUAGUACCAAGAGAAUGCUGGACAUCACACUUGGAUUAUAAAUUCCCUCUGCUUUGGGAUAAAGGAUCUGAAUUUCUAGAGUUAUUAGGGUUUUUCAGGGAGAAUGUAAGCUCCUGUUUUCAGCACAGGAAGAUUCAGGAGAUUUGGACAUGUAAGUCUGUGGCAGAAGUGAGAAGUUAUGGGUAUGAUGAAAUAGAACUAACCAGUGCUAAAAAAAAUGUUAGCACAGGUCCCUGACCUAGUACUGUCAACCAGCUUGGUACUCUGCUCUAUCUCAUUCCUGCAACUUGGAAGCAGAGUAGACUAUGUGCUGGUGUCUAACUAAAACUGUCUACAUCUGUGCUGGGAAAAUCUAUAUAGCACUGCAUUAUAGCAUGCAAAUAUCCCUUUUACAUAGCUGUGAUUUCCUAUGACUCAGGCAUAUUCAUAAAAUUGAGAUAAACCUUUUGCCUCUGUUAACUGUUCUAAAUAUGAAAGUGGUGUUUUUGCGUGUAGUUGUGGAUGACAUGUAAGCAUGUGGACAGACAUAUAGGCAGAUACUUCAUGUUUCAACACCUUGUUAAAUAUUUGUAUGUGGUGCUCACCACAGAGAAUCAACACUUCAUGUUGGCUGCUGUCAGUAAUAAUCUGAGGUUUUUCUGUUGCCCCUGCUCAACCAGAACUUAAAAGGAUGCAGAGUGCUCCCAAGUAGCUUUGAAAUGUUAAAACUUUAUCAAGUUACAUAUGUUAAUAUUUAUGAAAUAACUGAAUUGUAGCAAUGGGCAUGAGCUAAGCUGUGCUUAUGGUAAGAAUGCACAUAUUUAUAUUUAGGCAUGUAAACACCUCUCCCCGUGUUGAGUCCUCAAGGUAGCCACGCAAGGGGAACUUUCAUUAGGUGUUUCUAAUUCCAUUUGUGAGAAAAUAUAAACUGUAUAGUGCAUUUCUAUGAGACAAAGAAGGCUCAAAUGCCUCUUCAAGAUGGGAAGAUGAGGUUGAAGUCGGCUGUCUCUUCCAUAUGCCUUCAUUUUCUUAAUAUCAGGAUAUCGUCAAGGGACGGUUUUCUGGACUGGUAUCCUAUCUUAAUACACAUGGUUGACAGUUUUGUUCCUAAUUCAGGUUCCAAACUUUCUGUGCAGUGACAGAGCUGGCAAUGCUGCUUUCUAAACAUCUUUCCAGAUCCUCUGUGCUGUGUGAUGCUUGGCUCUACGCUGGGCUUUCAAGGAGAGUGUAUUUUUUAAAAUAAAGCAGUAUUUUUAAUAAACUCAGCUCUCAACAAGUGUCGCUCACAUUUAGGAGCAAGCUGAUGUGCUAAAUACAGCAGACAAGCUUUACCAACUAGAUUAGCUGUAAAAUGCAAACUGUCCAAAAUAAAUGUAGUACAUUUCUAAGUGUUUUGGAAUUUUCUUUUUAAAGGAAUGUCUGAGGAUUUUUAUGAAAAAGAAGUGACAAUGACAUUGACUUUUUCCCAUAACAUGCCUAAAUAGGAAAAUGUAGCAGUAUACAGAAUUGAAAUCCCUCUCUUCAAUGGUGGGAAGAAGAAAAUCUUUCCAAUCCCCAUCAUGUUUCUUUUAAAGAUAAACUUUUUCACAUGCCCACUAUUCUGGCAUGCAGGUCCUCAGCAUCUUUUGGAGUGCGGGAGUAGAUUCCCAUGCAAGCAAAUAAGUAAAAGGUGCAGAAAAAAAAAGUGUUCUGAUAUGGGAGAAGGAUUUACAAAUACUGGAGCAGCAUGUGAAGAGGUGAGUUACAUAAGGAAGUGCAGAGGGUAUUUUGAGGCUUGAAAGGAACACUAAGAGCACUUUUUCAGACAGUGGCUUAUUACUUUAGGUUUGUCAUACUGUUAUGUGAUCUCUUUCUGUAGAGGAAGGCUGUAUUAUAGGGAGAUUCAGAUUAGGAAGAAUUCAGAUUUCUGGUGGUAGCUGAGAUUUGCAGGGUGGUGCAGCAGCAUUUCAAUAAAACAGACUGCUCUGAGUACUCAAAAGCUUUACCUUCUGAUAUUUUUGUUUGUUUGUUUUGUUUUGUUUUGUUUUUUUU